AUAGAAAAAAAAAAAGGUACACACACAAAGCAACAUAUCAUCCAAAUUACCUCAUGGCUAUUUGCAUAAAGGAUCCAGAGGCAGCACAGUAUAAGUACGGAGACACAAGCCAUCCAAAGGGAACUUAGCAGCAGUUCGAUUGGAUACUGCAUUUGUUUGUAGCACAGAAAGGGCAACUUCUAAGCUCAGAUGUGCAAACAGCUUUAAAGGACUGAGCAAUCUCUUGGCAGAAGCAUCAAGCAAAAAUCUUAAACUACAAAGCAGCCUCCCCGCGCUUCUCCCUGCCAGGGAAGCUGCAGGUGCCGUGGCACAAUGCGGGCUCUCCAGCUGCCACUGCUGCUCCUCUGCCUGAGCCUGGGCGCCGACUGCCUGCGCCGCAGGCAGCCCCUUCUGGACAGAGGCGACAACUGGGAACAAAGGCCCUUGGAUGACAACACGCAGGAGGCAGAAAGCCUCAUCCUUCAAUCUGUCCUCAAGAAAGCUGAGGAAGAAAAGAUCAGUAAAGAAUCAAACACCCCUCUGCCAGAAUGGCUUUCCAAAAGACAACAUCCUGGAAAGAGGUAUCUAAGUGACCUGGAGAGGAGACAGCAUCCAGGGAAAAGAGAGGAAGAAGGUGACCUUGACAGCUACCUGGAGCUGAAAAAACGACAGCAUCCUGGCAGACGGUCAUUGUGGGACCAGCAUGCUGACACCCCUCGCGCACAGCUAACCUACUUGAAUGAGUUAUCCAAAAGACAGCAUCCAGGCAAAAGGUAUCUGACGUACAAGCUUCAGCAUCCUGGCAGUAGAGGCUGGAAUGAUGAGCGAGACCUGAGGGACCAGCAUGUGGAGAAACGCCAGCAUCCUGGGAAAAGGUACUUGGAUACUAAAAACCCAUAUUAUGCAGCCCCCUGUGACUUUCAGGAGUCCUUCAGCUGCAAUGAAGGCAGUUUAUUGCUUGAUUUAGUAGAAAAUGUCAGCAGGGUAGAAGAAAAACGUCAGCACCCAGGAGGGGGAUUAGCAUGGGAGAGUGAAGCAGAGGAAUGA
Nothoprocta perdicaria is the source of this 1026-nucleotide messenger RNA. It is a transcript of the gene TRH, whose product is annotated as thyrotropin releasing hormone. The transcript has 3 exons. Gene Ontology annotation, biological process: hormone-mediated signaling pathway. The coding region runs from base 313 to 1026 and encodes 237 amino acids. NCBI's taxonomy places the organism in Eukaryota, Metazoa, Chordata, Aves, Tinamiformes, Tinamidae. The record is from RefSeq and is a predicted model, not a curated record. Gene Ontology annotation, molecular function: thyrotropin-releasing hormone activity. Gene Ontology annotation, cellular component: extracellular region.